Molecule: messenger RNA, 768 nt
Organism: Zasmidium cellare ATCC 36951
Lineage: Eukaryota; Fungi; Ascomycota; Dothideomycetes; Mycosphaerellales; Mycosphaerellaceae
Exons: 3
Coding region: 1-768 (255 amino acids)
Source: RefSeq, a predicted model, not a curated record
AUGUCUACACCUCAAUGCGAUCUGCGGCUCUUUACUGCACAGUCGCCGAACGGUUACAAGAUUUCUAUCACUUUGGAAGAGCUUGGUCUACCAUACGACAUGACCGUUGUCGACCUCAAAAAUAUGGCGCACAAAGACCCUGCUUUCCUCUCCAUCAACCCCAACGGACGUAUACCAGCCAUGAAAGAUAAAAGCUUUGGCGACGCAACUUUUUCCCUUUUUGAAUCGGGUAGCAUCCAACAAUACUUGGUCGAUCGUUACGACUCUCACCACAAGCUGUCGUAUCCAAGAGGUACGAGGGAAUACUACGAAACCAGCAACUGGCUGUUCUUUCAGAAUGCUGGUGUAGGACCCAUGCAAGGCCAGGCUAAUCACUUCCUACGAUACUCCCUGGCGGAAGAGCCUUUACCCUAUGCCAUAGACAGAUAUCAGAACGAAACUAGACGACUGUACCGCACGGUUGAUAAGCAUCUGGAGACUACUGCAACUGAUUUUCUUGUUGGCGGCAAAAUGACCAUUGCUGACAUUGCACUGUGGUGCUGGGUCGAUUCCGCGAGCUUCACCAACAUUGAUGUGUCCGAGUUUCCGACCUUGCAAAGAUGGCACAAGCGAAUUUCAGCUCGUCCAGCUGUGCAGAAGGGCCGCAAGAUUCCAGCGGGUGCGGACCUUAACCAAGUGAUUAAAAAUUCGGCCGACUUUGAGAAGUUUCUGAGUGGGAAUAGAGAGUGGAUUGCUCAAGGGUUGUCUGACGAUGCGAGAAAGGGUUGA